AAUAAAAAAUAAAAAUAAAUAAAAAUCUCUGUGAAAUAAUGAGCUCAGCUCAGCCAGUUAAACCCUUCACUCUCAAAUCUCUAUACAAAGCUAAUUAUUUCGGCCACCGAGUUUGAGUCCGAGAUUUCUCCCGAGUUCACUCAGUCCGACUCACUAACAAUUAACAUCCUUGAAGCAAGUAGAUAUGACUCAGAAAAAGAACCCCUUUGUAUUCUUAGAUGUCUCAGUUGAUGGGGAUCCUGUGGAAAGAAUUGUGAUUGAGCUUUUUGCUGAUGUUGUUCCUAAGACAGCAGAGAAUUUUCAGGCACUCUGUACAGGAGAGAAGGGCAUUGGAAAGUCUACUGGGAAACCCUUGCACUUCAAGGGAUCAUAUUUUCAUCGAAUAAUUAAAGGGUUCAUGGCCCAGGGUGGUGAUUUUUCAAAGGGAGAUGGCACUGGUGGAGAAAGUAUAUAUGGAGGAAAAUUUGCUGAUGAGAAUUUUAGGCUGAAGCAUGAUGGAGCUGGUUUUCUCUCAAUGGCAAAUUGUGGUCCAAACACAAAUGGGUCCCAGUUCUUUAUAACCUUCAAGCGCCAACCCCAUCUUGAUGGGAAACAUGUUGUUUUUGGAAAAGUUGUCAAGGGAUUGGACCUUUUGAAGAAAAUUGAGCAGCUGGCAACAACUGGAGGGAAACCUGCUGGACCUGUGAAAAUUGUAGAUUGUGGUAAAACUAGUGAAAGUAAUACUCAGGAUGCAGUUGGGAAAGAGAAAGGGAAAAAGAAAAAACCAGUGAAGGCUCCGUCUUCUACAGAUAGUUCUGAGUCUUCUGAUGAGGAAAUGAGAGGAAGACACAAAAAAUCUUUGAAGGACAGAAGGAAAAAAAGAAAAAGGAGAUACUCUUCAUCUGAUUCCUACAGUUCUGAUACAGAAUCUGAUUCUUUUUCUUCAGAUACUGAUUCAGAUUCAUCACUAUCUGAUUCAAGUUAUUCUAGUGAUGGAAGGCAUAGGAAGAGGAGGUCUGCAAAAAGAGAUAAGCACCAGCGUGGGAGGAAAAGGAAGGAUGGGCGAAGAGUGAGAAAAAGAGGCCGCCGGGACAAACGAUCAAAGCGCAAGUCUAAAUGGAGUUCGGAGAGUUCAACUGAUACGGAUAGCGAGAGUACAAGCAUUAGCAGCAGUUCUGAUGAUGAAAAGACUGUUUCUGCUCGGAAAACCGGUAACUCAAAACAUGUCAAAAAUAGACCACCUAGAAAUCUUGGAAAAGAAUCCUUAACCCCUCUCUCAGUAAAAGAAACAAAUGUAGAGCAACUGAAGGAUCAUGAGAUCAGGACCACUAGGGAAAACUCCUCACAUGAGGAAGGUGAACUAUCUCCAAAGAAUGAUGAAAUUUUAAACAAUGGCCACGGAAAAAAUGCUAGAUCUGAUAAACGUGCUAAUCAGCAGUCCUAUUCAGAUGACUCAAAUAGAUCCAGGAGUCUGACUCCCAAAAGAAUGACCAGAAACAGCAGCAGUCUAAGCCCAAGUCAAAAAAGAAUUCCUAGUAGAAGUCCUGCUAGGAAGUCUGGUGAGCAAAAUCAUGGAAGGUAUUCAAAGGGUCCAUUGGGUAGUCCUGCACGCAAAGCCCCUGAACCUUCUACUUCCAACCAUGACAAAGGUGUGUCGAGAAAUCCUUCUCCAGAUGGUGCUUCAAAGCGCGUCAGAAAAGGGCGUGGCUUCAGUGACAAGUACUCAUUUGCACGUCGAUACCGUACUCCAUCUCCAGAGCGGUCACCUCGCAGUACCUAUCGUUAUGGGGGAAGAAAUUUUUAUGAAAGGAACCGUGAUAGGAAUCCAAGCUACAGAACUUAUAAUGAGCGCUCACGUUACAGAAGUCCACAGGGAGGCAGAAGCCCACCAAGAUACCAUAGUAGAAGAAGUCGAAGUAGGAGCAUUUCUCGCAGUCCAGGUUAUCGUGGCCGUAACAGGGAUCAUAGCCGAAGCCAGAGUCCAACACGCAGUCCGAGUCCAAUAGAUACACGACCACCUAUAAGUGAGAGAUUAAAAUCUCGUCUUGGUCCUCGAAUUGAUGAUCAGCAGUCUCCAGCCAGAGGAAGGUUGAGGUCCAGGUCCAGGAGUCAUGGCUCCUCACUGUCCAGAUCUCCGGAUACUUCACCACAAAAGCGUCGUGACAGAAAGAUCUCUGCAUCUCCUGGCAGGUCUAGAUCAAGCUCAAGCUCCCCAUCUGGACAAAGAGGGUUGGUUUCCUACGGAGAUGCCAGUCCUGAUUCAGGGACAAGAUAACUUGUUGUGGCAUUAAAUCUGAGUAUGGAAUUCUGGUUCUGGGACAAGGUCAUGGAGUAAUUUCAAGGAUCUAAUCUGAGUAAACCUAUCUCCUUGGCUUACGGAAUUGAUUGAAGGGAAUGAGAGAAACUAUUCCUUUUAAUGUAUCCAUUGUUUUUGUUGGUGCUGAAUUGUAAUUGAAAUAUGCAUAAGCUCGCCUGGUCAUAUUUUUGCACCUUAUCAAUUUCAAUAACCUGUCGUUGCAAAACUUGGCUGAAAACUGGAAGAACUCAACUGAUAUGUGAACUUUGUCCAAGUAUGGAUGUUUGUUCAUGCUUUGCAAAGUUUUUGGUUA
Molecule: messenger RNA, 2588 nt
Organism: Quercus robur (English oak)
Lineage: Eukaryota; Viridiplantae; Streptophyta; Magnoliopsida; Fagales; Fagaceae
Product: peptidyl-prolyl cis-trans isomerase CYP63
Exons: 14
Coding region: 185-2254 (689 amino acids)
Biological process (GO): protein peptidyl-prolyl isomerization; protein folding
Cellular component (GO): plasma membrane; cytosol
Molecular function (GO): peptidyl-prolyl cis-trans isomerase activity
Source: RefSeq, a predicted model, not a curated record